UGGCUUAGAGGGUGUGCGUGUGUGUGUCGUUCGCCGGCGCUCACUUUCACCGAGGUCUGCGUGGAGCAACAUAAACGUGCCGCUUGCUUUCGCUCUGACGAAAAAUGGCUGUGUCAAGGAUGAGCUCAUGACGAGGUUGAUAAUCCCGCCCUCUGCCAGCUAUGGACCUUCAUCUUCGUCGCCGGAUGUAGCGUCAUCGUCGUCAUCUGACGAUCAAUUUUCGUCACGUGACGAUUCACUGGAAGAUGAAUGAGCACCUCUCAUCAUUGUUGCACUUUAUCAGUUGUGUAUUAUUUAUAUUGAUUGAUAGUUGUGGCUGAAGAGGAGGGUGCACAUCCUCCAUCUUCGUCGACGCAUUUAUUUAGUAUGCUGACCGUUGACGGUCGGCAUUUGAUAAUCAAUUUCUUCCACGUGGGAAUUUUACUGAUGUAUGAAUGUGCACCUUCAUGAAUAUUUUAAUAUGUUUACUGUUAUAUAUUGUCCGGUUUGUAAGCUCCUCAAUGUUCGAUGACAUCUCUGCGUAAACUUUCAUUUGUAGGUGAGGGCCUAGUUUCUUGUAUCACCAUCUUGCCCAGACUUGUAUUAUUACUUAUAAUUAGUCGACCUGAGUAUUUGAACAUUUGUUUGAUAGUGCUCUAUGAUCGAUGUUCUGAAAGGUAGAUUUUUGCAAUGAUAAUUAGAUCAAUGCAUUGUGACAGCUGUACGUAGAGACAACACAGGCCGCGAAUGUCAGGAUACCUUUCAUAACCAUGACGUCCGCCAGGGUUCUGUUUAGCUGCUUGAUUCUCGUAACAGCUUUGUCAUGUCUUCUCAUUCUCUACUUAUUCCUGUACCUUUCCUCACGAAGUCACUCUCUCAUGCCAACCUCCGCAAAAAUAAUAUCUUCAGUCAACCGGCCUUCUCGUGCUUAUCAAGUCAUUAGUAACUCGGAAAUCAAAACUCGAUUCGACACUCUCCAGAUUUUAAAAUGUCACGAGCCACCCAAAACGUCAAGCGUUAUUGAGAAAAAUAACAAAUUUUGGCAGGUAGUGAAAAAUAGAGACGUUUUUCUGUACAGUGCGUUUUAUGACGUUAGGUAUCGCUACGAGGGAGAGAACUUCCACUUUGUGCGGAUCAUUGCAACAGCUCGCGGCGCUCUAAAGGAGGGAUAUGCGUCGAAUUCUGACGACGGUCUCAUGUGUCAUUUUUGGUUCCCUGAGAGGAAGCUUCCAACUCUAGUCAUUGCGGAGCUCAAGGAGAUAUGGAUACAAGAAUUCCAUUCUCAUCCACCUGCAGACACUUAUCAUUCUUAUUUGAUAUCAUGCCCCGUGCCCCACGAGUUCAAGAUAACGAACACCAUGCCGUCUCAUGUCAGUGUGUCCACGACUGAAUGCGACAGCCUCUCCAAUUUCUUGCCUGUCCAAAAGGAAGGCCUCUCCGACGUCCGCCGAAGACUGCCCAAGCGGCAAUACCUCGUAUGUGUCAAGGGUCUCAAUUUCAUAGAGGAUAUUUCUUACCGUCUCAUCGAAUGGGUGGAGUUAAUUUUAAUUUUAGGUGCUACUAAGAUAGAUUUCUAUGUGUACCAUGUCCAUGAAGCCACAUGGAAUGUUUUGAGGUAUUACGAAGCAACAGGCGUAGCUCAGAUUAUCUCAAUGACGUUGCCAGGCGACCAGCCUAACGAGCCUGACGCGAGGACGCGUUACCUAAAAGAGGACGUGUGGCAAAAACGUCGUAACGAACUAGUCACAUAUAACGACUGCCUCUAUAGAAAUAUGUAUCUAUAUAACUUUAUUAUCCCCUUGGAUAUUGAUGAAGUUCCUGUUCCUGUUCAGGAAAAGAAUUGGUCGGACAUGUUUCAUAGAAUGUUUAAAAGUGAUCCUUUUUUACUUAAAAAGUACUCUUCUUUUUCAGCACCCAAUUCAUUUUUUUUCACAAAGUGGAACCAAACGUUACCAGGUCUAAGUACGGAGUCAAACCUCAAAGAGCAACCUACAACAAAAAAGACCAACCUUUUCCUUAAUAUUCAUAAUUACAGAGAGAAAUUUAACACUAAAGCUCAAUAUGAAGAAGAAAUGACGCGGAGGAAAUUCCAUAUGCUUAAUCACAGAAUGCGCAGCACCAAUUUCAGCAGGCCUGGCCACAACAUCAAAAGCUUUGUAUCAACUAAAAACACCCUGUUGACAUUCAACCAUUACUCUCUGUACACGCUCCUGCCGAGCCUCCAGAAGAACUUGCAACUGAACAGCUCAAUUAUUCAGCUCAACCACUACCAGGAGAAAUGCUCGCGGUACAUUUUGAGCGAGUGCAUCAGUACCUUCGACAGACAUGCGGUCGCUGAUGACAUUAUUCUUAAAUAUUCGGACCAGUUGAAAAUUCGCGUUGAAAAAACUCAUCGAAAUUUGUUAAGAUAUAUCAACAACUCUACGUGACGCUGAAUCUUGAUUUAUAAUUGCUGUACUUUUUAAAAUGUCACGCCUGGAUGGGGCCGAUAGAAAUUUAUUCGUAAAGCCUUGGCUAUCUGAAAUUAAACUUUGAACUUGGUUAUCUGAAAUUAAACUUUAAUAUUAUGUUAAGUUCAUGCAUCAUCAUUCACUUGCUUAUACCAUGAGUUCGGAGUAUUUUUGAUCGCUUCCAAAAUUAGGUAAUCAUGAUCAGAAACUGAAUAGAGUAUAUGUUAAAAAUUUGUAAACUUUUUUAUCCAAUCACUUAAAAUGAUAAGAAUACAAGCAAAACUCAGUAAAGUUUGUUAUUGACAUUUUUCGUAGGUCGUGUCUGUCGGAUUGGCUCAUCUUUAACAAGAACCACAUUUCCAAUCGAAUCAAUGACGAAGUAGUUAUUUCAGAUUAAGGAUUAUUUUUUACAACACUUCUCUUUAACUUCACUUCUUGUU
Hyalella azteca is the source of this 2869-nucleotide messenger RNA. RefSeq lists its product as uncharacterized. The transcript is spliced from 2 exons. The record is from RefSeq and is a predicted model, not a curated record. NCBI's taxonomy places the organism in Eukaryota, Metazoa, Arthropoda, Malacostraca, Amphipoda, Hyalellidae. The coding region runs from base 750 to 2408 and encodes 552 amino acids.